UCGGCCAGCAUGGUCUCCCGGUGCAUCUUCUUCCCGCUCCUCCAGCUGCUCCUCCUGACCGUUCUGGCGGCGGAACCGGUGGAAGGCGCUGGCCGUUUUGAGCUCCGGCUGGGGCGUUUCUUCACCGACGGCACCGACGCCCGCGGCGAGUGUUGCGGCGGUCUGUGCCCCGGUGCCUGUCGCGUGUUCAUGCGCAGCUGCCUCGCCCGGUCCAGGGACUCGGCGUGCUCCAUGGGCCUCUUGGUGUCGCCUGUGGUGGCCAACAACAGCAUGCCGCCGGGAUUCGUGCUUGGCCAGAACAUGACCUUCCGCAUGCCGUGGCCGGGUCGCUUCAGGCUCACCCUCGAAGCGUGGCAUACCCAGAAUGGAACGGUGCCCCCGGAAGGCGCGUUCCGACGGGACCACCGCACGCGGCGUCCCCUGGUGGACCGGUUCCGAAGCCUGGGUGCCUCCGAGUGGUUCCUCCAGCUGGCCAGUCGCGUCCUGGACAUCCCGGAACGUUGGAUCCAGCGACGUACCGACGACCAGCACCACAAGCCGGAGCUGGGGUCGCUGGUGAGGCGCUUCGUGCUGCACGAGUUCCUCGCCGUGGGCGUCGAGUGGCAGCACCGCAGCUUCCCGGGCCUCGAGCUCGACUACCGGGUCACGUGCGUCGAGGGCUACGCGGGCGCCAACUGCAGCGAGCGCUGUCCGGGACCCAGCGAGCCAGGGUCCCGGUUCCGGUGCCUCGAGGGCGGCGCCAAGCAGUGUAUGGACGGCUGGGCGGGCGCCGAGUGCGAGCGUCCUGUGUGCGCCGAGGGCUGCGACGCCGAGCACGGCUUCUGCGAGAAGCCCGGCGAGUGCCUGUGCCGCAUGGGCUGGGAAGGUGCGCGCUGCGACCGCUGCACGCCCAUGCCUGGGUGCGUGCACGGCGCAUGCAACGCCAGCUUCGAGUGCAACUGCCUACCUGGCUGGGACGGUUUCUUCUGCAACCGACCCAUGUGUGGUCAAGGAUGUCAUGCCACCCGGGGCUACUGCGAGAAGCCAGGACAAUGCAGCUGCCGGUUCGGCUGGCAGGGACCCAAGUGUGACCAGUGCAAGCCGCUGCCGGGAUGCCUGCACGGACAUUGCACCAAGCCACUGGAAUGCAUCUGCGAUCCUGGCUGGACAGGCAUCUUCUGCCACAUCCCGGUGUGUUCGCCCAAAUGCCAUCACGAGCACGGCUACUGUGCCCGGCCGAACGAAUGUCGAUGCCGGGUUGGUUGGAUGGGCGAGAACUGCAGCCAGUGCUGUCCCUACCCGGGUUGCCGGCACGGCUCGUGCAACAAGCCCUGGGAAUGCAGCUGCGAGCCAGGCUGGGGCGGCAUGCUGUGCGACAAGCCGCUCCUGGCCUGCGACACGACCGACCCACCGCCGUGCGCCGAGGGCACCACGUGCAUCGACACGCCCGACGGCGGCUUCAAGUGCGUCUGUCCGCAGGCUACGUCCAACUGCACCAUGCCACGGUAG
Rhipicephalus sanguineus (brown dog tick) is the source of this 1488-nucleotide messenger RNA. Its product is annotated as delta-like protein 1. The record is from RefSeq and is a predicted model, not a curated record. The transcript has 7 exons. Gene Ontology annotation, biological process: Notch signaling pathway; multicellular organism development; cell communication. Bases 10 to 1488 code for a protein of 492 amino acids. Lineage: Eukaryota; Metazoa; Arthropoda; Arachnida; Ixodida; Ixodidae. Gene Ontology annotation, cellular component: membrane.